AUUAACUGAAGUUCCUGGCUUGCCAAAAGCCUGUCCAAGCAAGGAUGGAAUUAGCAACCAGAGCCGUUAGCAAAUUAAGACACUGCACAACGAGGAGCAGAUUGUACACAGUAACGACUCAGCCUCAUCCUAUUAUCAGCCACUCGACUCAGAACCCAAACCUUCUGCAUAACAUGGAAGACAAUUCCAGAGCCAACGACCCCCCAAUAGACACCGCACAAGUGGAGUAUCGAGAAGCGGCGGCCGUGGCUGUGAGCGAGUCCUCUUCAAUACACAGUGGACAGUUCGGUACAGCACCGCUACCACAAAACCUCCCACAGGUCACCUUCAACACAACCGAGACUUCUUUAGAUCUGUCAGAGUACUUUGAGGACCACCACAGAGCAGUUCUUAAUAAUUUCAUUGAAGGGAGCCAGCCAAACACCAAGAACGGGUUGUACUUUAGAGAUGGGAAGAGGAAAGUGGACUAUGUUUUAGCAUACAACUACAGAACACACGUCUCUAUAAAGAGCGCCUUGGUUUCCCAGGGACUGGCAGUGAUUUCGAAUGGCAACUCUGUGAAUCCAGAAGGGAAGGCCCAGGUGCAAACCUUACAGUCUACACCACACGAGCAAGGGCUCGUCGUGGAAGUAGCUCCCCAGGACCUCCUGGAAGACGAUCGGAGAUGUCGUAGGGAGGCGUUUGAGCGUAACUUGGUGGAGGCUGGGCUCGAGAUCGAAAAGGACGAGGAGAUCAAAAACCAAGGAACUGGCUUCAUCCGAAUACAUGCCCCUUGGCACGCUCUGAGUAGAGAAGCAGAAUUCCUCAAAAUAAAGGUGCCCACAAAACAGGUCUAUGAAGUAAAAGAAGAAGAUGGCAUGAUAACCGCACUUCAUAAAGUUUGGCACAAGAUCACAAGGCCUUUUGAACCCAAGGUGCAACACCUGGAAAAUGACACCAAGACCAAGCACAUCUCUUAUGAUUUCACCAGAGAAAAGAUCCACCUAUACAACAUCAAAGACAAGGAGACGUUCUUCGACAAUGCCACACGGAGUCGAAUAGUCUAUGAAAUCUUGAAGGCCACAGGCAGCACCAAAGGACAGUAUGGCAGUAGAGGUAUUGCAGCUUUAAUAGCAAACGGCACCUACGAUUCAGCCUAUCCACUUCAUGAUGGGAACUAUGAAGGUACUGAGGUGAAUGAGCGGAAGCUGCUGCAUGAAGAAUGGGCCAGAUAUGGUGCUUUUUACAAAUACCAGCCGAUUGAUCUCAUAAGGAAGUACUUUGGAGAAAAUAUCGGACUGUACUUUGCAUGGCUGGGGGUCUACACUGAGCUUCUUAUUCCAGCGUCAGUCGUGGGAAUCAUAGUGUUUCUGUAUGGAUGUGCAACACUGGACACCAACAUACCAAGCCUUGAGAUGUGCGAGUACAACUUUACCAUGUGCCCCCUGUGUGACCAGUUCUGUGACUACUGGAACCUCAGCACAGCCUGUUCCACCGCCAAAGCCAGCCACCUCUUCGACAACCCGGCCACCGUCUUCUUCUCUGUAUUCAUGGCUCUCUGGGCCACCAUGUUUCUAGAGCAUUGGAAGCGGCGACAGAUAAGGCUGUGUUACCAAUGGGAUCUCACUGGGCUGGAGGAGGAGGAGGAGCGAAUAAAGGAGCGUCCACGGCCAGAAUAUGAAACAAAACUGUUGCAGAAGAAUCGGAAGAAGGGGAAACAGAAAAAUAGAAAAAGGAGCAAGACUGAGGCCACGAAAGAGAAAGAGAAUAGGGAUUCUGGCAAAAACAAAUGGAGAGAGAAGGUCCUGUCUAACAUGGGAGAAGAAAACUUGGAGAAGCUGACAUGGAGAGACCGGAUACAUGGCUACUUUAUCGGUCUUUCCUCCAUUUUGUUCAUGUUUGGCCUGACGUUCUCAGCUGUCUUCGGAGUGAUCGUCUACAGAAUAACCACAUCUGCCAUAAUGGCAAUGAGCUCCAAUCCGAGCACCAGGGCAAAUGUCCGAAUCACGGUGACUUCCACUGCCGUCAUCAUCAACCUGGUGGUCAUCCUGAUACUGGAUGAGAUUUACGGGGCGGUGGCCAAGUGGCUAACACAAAUUGAGAUUCCUAAAACAGAGAAGUCCUUCGAGGAGCGACUGAUAGUGAAGUCAUUCCUUCUCAAAUUCAUGAACGCUUACGCACCAAUCUUCUACGUUGCGUUUUUCAAGGGAAGAUUCAUUGGCCGGCCUGGGGACUAUGUUUAUGUUUUCGACAACUACCGGUUGGAGGAGUGCGCCCCCGGAGGCUGUCUGAUGGAGCUCUGCAUACAGCUGAGCAUCAUUAUGCUGGGGAAGCAGCUCAUUCAAAACAAUCUCUUUGAAAUCGGCAUCCCGAAGCUAAAGAAACUGCACAGAAAGCUGAAGGAUAAAGGGACCAAACCUGAAGAAAGCAACACUAACCAGACCAGACCACCCCAGCAAUGGGACCUGGACUAUAACCUGGAACCGUUUACCGGCCUGACCCCAGAGUACAUGGAAAUGAUUAUCCAAUUUGGGUUUGUCACUCUUUUCGUCGCCUCGUUCCCACUGGCUCCUCUGUUUGCUCUUCUGAACAACGUCAUAGAGAUACGACUUGACGCCAAGAAGUUUGUGACCGAGCUGAGGAGGCCUAACGCCGUGCGAGCGAAGAACAUCGGUAUUUGGUACAACAUUCUCAGUGGCAUGGGCAAGUUAUCUGUUAUCAUUAAUGCCUUUGUCAUCUCCUUCACCUCGGAUUUCAUCCCCCGCCUCGUCUACCAGUACUUGUACAGUGAGACUGGCACCAUGGACGGGUUUAUCGACCACACCUUGUCGUACUUCAACGUCAGCCACUUCAAGCCCGGAUCCGCUCCUGUGGCCUCUGAGUUCCACAAACAUAUCGGGGUCUGCAGGUACAGGGACUACAGAGAACCACCUUGGUCAUCAAACCCGUAUGAUUUCUCCAAGCAGUACUGGUCUGUGCUGGCUGCGCGCCUCGCCUUCGUCAUCCUGUUUCAGAACCUGGUGAUGUUGCUCAGCGAGGGGCUGGACUGGAUAAUCCCAGACAUCCCUAAGGACAUCAGCGAGCAGAUCAAGAAGGAGAAGACCCUGCUGGUGGACGUGUUCCUCAAAGAGGAGCACGAGAAGCUGCAGCUGAUCCAGAACUUCCUCCUGAAAGACCGUCCCGCAAAGCCCAACCUGAAGACCUUAGCCCCCCGGAGCCGAGCGACCAGCCUAUGCCAGUUCAGCCCAGAAAAGAAACCCAGCAACGGCUCCCAGCACACUGACGUGUGAGCUCCCCUCUCCCUGAGGAACGAUUCUGCAGACAGACGCGCAAGAAGCCAGCGGAAAUUUUGGGGGUGGAAGAAAGUUGUUUUAAUCACGAAGGGCUACAGAACAUACAUUAUUUUGAGUGCAGAAAUAUUUUAUCAAAUGAACUUUUACUGCUGUAAUGAAUUUUGCACUCUUCCUGUUUUUAUUAAAUCAAAUUUUGUCAUGUUAUUGGAUGGCAAGGAAACCUCACCACAGAGAAUAUUACUGUACUCUUUUCAUGGUUCGCCUGUAACUUGAACCUUAAAUCAGGAAUCUGGUGUGAUAGGAUCAUUAUUAGUUAGUCAAGAGCUUUGUUCUGUCUAUGCCAUGUGAUCUUCCUGUGGGUGUCUUAAUUCCUAUACUUUGUUAAAAGAACUGUGGUUUGUGCUUUUCAAAGUUUUCAUCAUGCAUAAAAAGGACUGUAUAGGGUAAGAAAUGGCCAUUACUUGCCAUUCACAUCUAAUGUUUCAAAAUAGUCCCAAUAGUUUUGAUAUUUUCACUUGCAUAAAUCAGAAGUGGAAUGCGUCCAAACACAAUCCAUGCAAUGAUGAUGCUGGUUUUCAGCUACUACUCAUGUUUUAUUGAUAUGUUUGUAUGACCUGGGCUUUGAAGUCUCCUGCACUUGCCCAUUCCGGGUAGUGGAUUUCAGCGGCUUUACCCUCCAUGACGUCUCUAAAAAUCCAAAACUGAUCAGGUCCUGCCAGCUAUUGCCAUAUCUGAUCUGACGAGUAGUACAAUUAUUAUUAUUAUUAUUAUUAUUAUUAUUAUUAUUAUUAUUAUUAUUUAUUUAUUUAUUUAUUUAUUUAUUUAUUUCUUAGCAGAUGCCCUUAUUCAUUGCAGACUUUAUUCAAGCAAUGGCACUCAGAACAAUUGCAAAUAUCAGAAAAAUGGACAAUAAAGUAAUUUGCAGAUAGUGUGGCCUCUAUUUAUUUUUCUUUUUUCCACUUUAAUUCUGUACACUCAAUCUCAUUUCAUUCCAAUAUAAAAUUCACCUGCCCAAUAAUUUCUCUGAUGGUCUUGUGAAUUGCUGGCACCAGGCAGUUGUUUUUUUCAGCAAUCUGAGGUUUUUGACCCCCAUUCUAGCACCUUUCAGAUUGGACAAUCCUUAAACUGAGGAAACACAAAGCCCCUUUUUCAGGAACAGUGGCUUGAAACCUGGUUCCAGGAGACCAGCGGGAGACCUAGUUGGAGGCAAGUUUGCUGUAUGAAACACCAAGCCUCACUUCGUCUGCCAUGCAGUGGCUUGAAACCUAGUCUCCCGAAACCAAGUUCCAAGCCACAUAGGGCAGGAUUUUCAAAGUUCAGUGUUAACACUUGAACCGCUGAGAUUUCAGACUACAUACAACCGCCCCACCGACAAAAUAUGCGGCUCCGUUUUAAAACGGCUUCGAUAUGAAAAUGAAAAACAAACAAUCGGAAAUAACUUAAUAUUUUUAAAAUUUUCAGAGUAGAAACACCGUAUUUACAUUGGAAAUUAAACUUUUUUCUUAUUUUUUUCAAAAAGAGCACAUAUACAUAAACGUGAACACUGUGAUUAAAUAAACUUUACGCAAAUAAACUUCUGGGUAAACAGGUGUAGAAAGCUGUAUGCACAUAUUAAAUUAUAAAACCUAAAUAACUAGUUAUAAAAAUAGCAUAAAACAAAAAUAUAACAUAACUUCCAACGUGAAAGCGCUUUUGAGUGAAACAGUUCAAAGGCUCUGUCUGUCUGUUCAGAGUUCUAUUACAGCUUUCUAAGUACAAUCUAUGCAGAAAACACGUUUUUCAAUUGUACCAGUGCAUUUGCCAAAGACUUUUCACAACGGGCGCAGACAUCAAAAGUUCUGUUUUUAUUGCAUUUACUAACCUGGCAUUGUCUUUUAUUCCGUGUGCCAGUGGGCGCAGCGCUGGCUGAAGGUUGAGGGGCAUUUGCCAGCUGCCGUUCAUGUCUCAAAAUGUUUCUGCUGUAGCUCCAGGGCUAGCUGCAAAAUGAAGUCCCUCCGAGUGAUUGUGUUGCCGGUGCACUCCUUGUACAAAACCAAAGUGUUGAUGGCUGCCAGGUCCAAAACAUUAUAAAAAAACAGCCACAGGCCACCUGCGAGUACACCUUUGACAGAAUACAGCCGUGCCAUUUGGUCCAGUAUAGCCACACCGUACUUCGUUGCAUUGUAAAAUGCAACAGUCUCUGGCUUUCGUUUAGCAUCAGUCCUGAUGGUCACUGAUCUGUGCAGAGAGCUUAGAAUACGGACAUUUUUUAUUUUUUUGCACCGUCACACUCAGGGUGGCACAGUCGUUCUGCCUGAGAAAUGCAGUGUAAAUAAUAAUAAUAAUAUAUGAUGUGUAGAAUGACUUUCAUUAGUGUUUCAGCACUCGACAGGAGUAUAAAUACGUUCUUUCACAAUGACUUUGAUUUUAUUACAAAGCCCAGAGUGAAUUGUCGGCUAUAUUGUCUUGAUUUCAAUAUGCCUCAUAAACUGCGGGUCUGGCGGUUGAAGAAGCAAGUGCUUAUAACUUAUUCAUUUUUAUGAUUCUGCAGCUGAAACACCGUAUUGGUAUUUAAUUCAAAUAUUUAGUAACACUUAAGAACGGACAUGUACGAGAUAUUCACAUACGGGGAGAUAUUUAAAUUUGAAUUGCAAAAGCUGUUCAAAAAGCGGCUAUGCCGGUGCUAGUGUUAAUCAAGAAAUCGGUGUGUAUUGAUUUUGGCAUUUGCAAGCGGUCGUUAUGCCUAUUUCGUUAUUAAAUAAUCGUCCUAAUGUGAUUGCCGAAAUUAUGUUGAUUUACGAAAUAAUGUUAAUACCUUAAUGGGCAUGGCGACUAUUUAUUUUAUUUGUGUGGGAAUUUAAAAGCAAAUCUGUGUUAAUUGUCGUUUAUCAGGAGUUAAUUUGCACUUGAAAGAAUAGAGUUUUAAUUAACGAAAGCGUAUAUAACUCACCUUGAAGCAAACACUUAACAGCCCACGGGACCAUGUUUCAUUUCUUACAGACUACCUUGAUAAUUCAAUAUUUGUAGUUUUGAAAAUAUUUUAGACUUUUCUAUACUUGCGGUUAUGAAUUAGAUUUAUUCACUUAUUUUAACCAUUUGUAACCUUACGGAACAUUUUGUUGUAUUGCUAAAAUGAUAUACAGUUAUUUGCACCCAGUGUAACGUUACUACCAAGAAAUUAUCAAUGCAACUGUAGCCUAUUUGAAUAUAUUUCAAUUAUACAACUGAAAUCUUGGUAUAGAAAAUGGCAUAUUAGAUAUUACUAUAAAAUGUCCUUAGGUGGUUCCGGAUUUGCAAUGUGUCCUUGGAUUUUAACCACUUCAACACCAUGAUGUACACACGUAUGUCAAAUGAAAACCCACUUACAGUACCAUGCCGAACCUGCGUACGUCAAGUUUCCCAUUCUAUUCUAUGAUCGGUUUCUCAGUCUAGCGUUUCAGGUUUCACUCCUUAAGGCAGUGCUAGUACUGUGGAAUGUGCAAUGAAAGUCGGGGGAGGGUCAGGUGACAUUUGUAUCCAAUCGCGUGUUGUGUAGAGAUUCCAAUCUACCUGUGGGCGUUUAGAAGACUGAGAUAUAUUGCGAGAAGCCAUUA
Molecule: messenger RNA, 6844 nt
Organism: Acipenser ruthenus (sterlet)
Lineage: Eukaryota; Metazoa; Chordata; Actinopteri; Acipenseriformes; Acipenseridae
Product: anoctamin-1-like
Exons: 27
Coding region: 45-3269 (1074 amino acids)
Biological process (GO): chloride transmembrane transport
Cellular component (GO): plasma membrane
Molecular function (GO): chloride channel activity; protein dimerization activity
Source: RefSeq, a predicted model, not a curated record